Hibiscus syriacus is the source of this 1136-nucleotide messenger RNA. Its product is annotated as AT-hook motif nuclear-localized protein 24-like. The record is from RefSeq and is a predicted model, not a curated record. Lineage: Eukaryota; Viridiplantae; Streptophyta; Magnoliopsida; Malvales; Malvaceae. Gene Ontology annotation, cellular component: nucleus. Gene Ontology annotation, biological process: vegetative to reproductive phase transition of meristem. Gene Ontology annotation, molecular function: DNA-binding transcription factor activity; minor groove of adenine-thymine-rich DNA binding. The transcript has a single exon. The coding region runs from base 83 to 994 and encodes 303 amino acids.
GUUAGUGCUUUUUAUUAUUUCUUUUGGGUGUUUUAAUCAUUUUUUUCAGCUAGGUUUUUUUCCCUGUUGGAGCUUCGAAGCAAUGGAUCCAGUUACAUCGCAUGGUGGUCUAUCUCUUCCGCCGCCGUUUAACAUAAGAGAUUUCAAUCUUCACCACCACCACCAUCAGCAGCAGCAGCAGCAACAGGAACAUCAUCAGUUCCAUCACCAGAACUCCGAAGAAGACGAACAAAGCGGCAGCAGCAGCGGCGUAAAGAAACGGGAUCGCGAAGACGACGGCAGCGGCGGUGUAGCCGAAGGCAAAGAGCUCGGAAACAUCCAUGGUGGUGAAGGUGAGAUGAGUAGAAGGCCACGAGGCAGGCCUGCGGGAUCCAAGAACAAGCCUAAGCCACCCAUCAUCAUCACUCGAGACAGCGCCAACGCUCUACACACCCACAUGAUGGAGAUCGGCGACGGAUGCGACAUCGUAGAUAGCGUCACCACUUUCGCCAGACAGCGCCAGAGAGGGAUUUGCAUCAUGAGUGGGACGGGGAACGUUACUAAUGUUACGCUUCGGCAACCUGCUUCGGCUGGUGCAAUUGUGAGCUUACAUGGGCGUUUCGAGAUAUUAUCGUUGUCGGGUUCGUUCUUGCCUCCUCCGGCACCGCCUUCUGCGACGGGACUAACCAUAUACUUAGCCGGCGGACAAGGACAAGUCGUAGGUGGCAGUGUUGUUGGGACACUAACUUGUUCAGGACCUGUUGUGAUUAUGGCAGCUUCUUUUAGUAACGCCGCUUACGAGCGGCUUCCAUUGGAAGAAGAAGAACCGCCGCAGCUUCCGAUGCAAGGCGGUACGAUCGAAUCGUCGUCGGAAGCAGUGGGUGGGCAACAACAACAACAAGCGGCGCCGGAGUCAAAUGCGCCAUUUUUCCAUGGACUCCAACAAAAUCUUCUCAAUUCCAUUCAGUUACCAAAUGAAGCAUUUUGGGCCAGUGGUGGUCGCCCUCCAUUCUAGUUGGCUGGUGAGAACUUAGUUUAUAGCUAGAAAAUCUGGGUUUGUCGAGCAACAUUUUCCAGGUUUUGUUUCCAUUUUUCUUAUCCUUUCUUUCGUUUUGAAUUGAAUUUGAGGAGUGGAUCAUGUAUGCUUGCAUGGUUGA